GUGGUUGACGUGUAAUUAACUACUAUUAUUAUUUAUAUUGCCAUUAGAAAGGGAGACGAAUUAAACGACCAUUAAUCACUUUUAUAGAAGGAGGAGAGAAGCAGAGGUGAAGAAAUAAGGGAAAACAAGAAGAUGAAAUAGAAGAAGAUAAAGACACACGAUUCUAACUAGUCAUUCCCUCUCAAACAACCAUUAUGCACUUGUACAGAAGGAGGAGAGAAGCAGAGGUGAAGAAAUAAGGGAAAACAAGAAGAUGAAGACACGAUUUUAACAAGUCAUUCCCUCUCAAACGACCAUUAAUCACUUUUACAGAAGGAGAGGAGGAGACAGAGGUGGAGAAAUAAGGGUAAACAAGAAGAUGAAAUAAAGACACGAUUUUAACUAGCCAUUCCCUCUCAGACCACCAUUAUCAUUUACAUAGAAGAAGGAGAGAAGCAGAGGUGAAGAAAUAAAGGAAAAUUCAGACCCUCCAUCAGUAUUAGAAGCCCCGUGAGUGCUACAAGUGGUCAUGAGGGUUGCUUGCUCUUCACGUCUCCUAUCAGCAACACCUCAGCAAGACAGCACAGUUCCUUGGUCAACAGGCUGUGCACCACCAGGCCUGCCACCACCUACAGCCCUGUAUAGCCAACCCUUGCACCCCACCCCUGACCUGGCGGCUUUGGCAACGCACCACAAGCUGACGUCCUCCUGUGAGUACCUGUGGCUUUACCUGUUGUAGUAGGUCUCAGAAGUCUAAGGGAGGUCCCAGAAGCCUUAAUUAAGGGGACAUAGACCAUGGACAGCGAUCAAGAAACUGUAAUUUUUGACACCGGGAACUUGCGGCAGCGGCGAUACUUCCACCAGGCCGAUCGUCCACCCCCCCACCCCCCCUACAAGCCCAUACCUCCACCCCCUGCCCACCCCACCCCUGUACCCACCUAUUCCUACCCCCCUCCAUCCCACACUGGUUACCAUCAUUCUCAUUCUUCUGUUGCAACCUCCAUUCCUUCUCCACAUGUUCCAUAUUCCGCUGCAUACUCCACAUCACUUCCUCUGCCUUCCAAGUACUCUCAUCCACCUUCCACUUCACUCACAGCUUCCACAUCCUCCUAUCAGCCUUCCACGUCCCAUCCACCCCCUCCCAACCACUCCUUUAAACAGCCUUCCACGUCCCAUCCACCCACUACCAACCACUCCUUUAAACAGUCUUCCACGUCCCAUCCACCCCCUCCCAACCACUCCUUUAAACAGCCUUCCACAUCCCAUCCACCCCCUCCCAACCACUCCUUUAAACAGCCUUCCACAUCCCAUCCACCCCCUCCCAACCACUCCUUUAAACAGCCUUCCACAUCCCAUCCACCCCCUCCCAACCACUCCUUUCAACAGCCUUCCACGUCCCAUCCACCCCCUCCCAACCACUCCUUUCAACAGCCUUCCACGUCCCAUCCACCCGCUCCCAACCACUCCUUUCAACAUCCUCGCGUCCCGGUUCACCCCACGACGCAGCAUGGCACAUCCUCCCCUUCCGCGCCGAUUUACAACAUGCAACACAGUAAGUCCCGCAGCACUGUGAGAAGGCGCCGCACCAGCCCCCCAAGGUUCAGCAGUCGGUACAAAAAAAUGCGGCUUAACACGGACGCGCUGGACCACUCGGGGCACGGUCUCCUCGACUCCCUGCGACGUAAUGGGGUCCGUCUCCACAACUGCUGGGAGAGGGAGAUCAUACCCAGGGUCCCGCGUCCACACCCAGCAGCAAGAACCAAGUCUGUGGAGGUUGAGGAUGGAGUGUAUGGCAGGGAUCGGUACUGGUCGAGCUCUCGCACCGUUAUGCCACGCUCCCCUGUUAACCAGCUUCCCGAGAGAUACAAGCAGCCCUCCCAGCCCUGUCAGUCCCCUCGGAAAGACAACUCAGACCCACAGCCCGCCCGCCAAGCCAUAUCAGACUCCCAGCUUGAUGCCUUCCUCAAACAGACAAACAGUAACUUUGGAUCUACCGGGUUCAUCAAGGCCAUGCUCUCCAGCUUGGCAAAUGGCUUCACGGAUCCCAUACCCGCUGUGCCUCCACCCCCACCCAUCCAACACCCCCAGGACACGAGGGAGGAGGUUCAAUCCCCCAGGAAGGAUCAGAUACCAUUCCCGGCGACUCCCACGGACGAUAAGGUGAUUCUGAAGGUGGUGCGCGUGCCUGAAGAAGAGGAGGAUCAGAAGCAUGUGUUGGUGUUUGAGAAGGCUUCAACACCCUCUCAAAAUGAUCAGAAUACAAGUUCGCCGCAUUCUCGCACUGAUCCGUCGGCCUUGGAUAGAAUCACAGCAGAAUAUCGUUUGUCAUCGCCGCGCCAUCAUGCAAGUUCGCAUCAUGUGAGGUCUCGAUCCCCUCCUCCUCCUCUUCCUCCUCAUUCUGGUCUCAAUCCCUUAUCCUCAGACCAGCAAGGUGUGAAAAACAUACCUUCGGAUUCCAAGUCAUCUCGAAAUCCACCUCCAUGUGCCUCAGGGUCCAAUUCCACAUCUCAAAAUCCACCUUCUCCAUGUCACUCAGGGUCCAAUUCCACCGGCUAUAGUGGAUGGGAGGAAAGGGCUUCAUCAACCAUCCCUCCACCCUCUCUGUCUCCGUCUCCUUCCUCCAUUUCCACAAGUAGAAAGUCAAGCACGGAAAGUCGCUCGUCGGAGGAAAUACGGAAGACGAAAAGUGGAAAGCGGAAGGCGAGUGAAGUGGAAGAAAGCAGGGAUCACAGAAAGAGGAAGAGGAGGAAAGGCGAUGAAGGAGGAAGAGAGGGAGAUGCAGAAGAAGAGGCAGACAAGAGGAAGGAGAGGAAGAAGAAGGAGAAGGAAAAUGAUGAUUGCAGAAAGGAAACGGAGACAAAGGAGAAGGAAAAUGUUGAUCGCAGAAAGGAAACGGAGAAAAAGGAGAAGGAAAAUGUCGAUCACAGAAAGGAAACGGAGAAAAAGGAGAAGGAAAAUGUCGAUCGCAGAAGGGAAGUGAAGGAAAAGGAAGUUGCAGAAAAGAAGAAAGAAGAUAGACAGAAGAAGAAGGAGGAGAAGGAAAACAAGGAAGGGAAAGGAAGACAAAAGAGAGAGAAGGAAAAAGAAGAAAAGAAGAAGGAAGAAGAAAAAGAAGUGAAGAAAACAAAUAAGAAAGAAGAAAGAGAGAAAGAAAUAAAAGAGAAGCAAAAAUUAACAGGAAGACAAGGCAAAGAAGACAAGGAAGAAAAGGAGAUGAAAGAUAAAGACAAGAGAGGAAAACAAAACCAGAGGAAGGAAGUGGAAGACAGAGAAGACAAACGGAGGAAGGAGAAAGACAAAACAAAACAAAGCAACAGAAAAACAGCGACGGAUAAAGACGAAGACAAGAACAGGGGAAGAAAAGAAGACAACAAACGGAGGAAUAAGGAAAAUGGUGAUAAAGAAGACAGGAAGAAAGAAGCGAAGACAAAAACAAGCAAUAAACAAGAGAACAAGAGCCAUAGAAAAAUGGAUAAUAGGAUGAGCAAAGAAAGAGAGGAAGAAAGAGAAGACAAUAGAAAGAAGGAGAAUAAGAAAAGACAGAAAGAAAGAGAGAAGGAGGAGGGAAGAGGAGAAAGGAUGAAGGAGAAGAAGGAUGGAAGAAGGGAAAUGGAGGAGAGGAGAGAAAGAGAAAUGGGGAAGGGGAACAAAUCAGAAGAAAGGAGGAAGAAAGGAAGACCAAGUGAAGAAAAUGAGAGAGAGGAAGAAAGAGGAGAUAGUGAAUUGAGGAAGAGAAACAGAGAAAAGGAAGAUGAUAAAGAGAAUGAAGGAAGAGAAAGAGAAGAGAGAAGGAAGAAAGGAAAUCCGAGUGAAGAAGAAAGAAGAGAAAUCGGACCAAAAAAUAAAAGCAAAUCGACAGAGGGAAAAGACGACGAGGAGGCUAAAUUAAUUUCCUCGCCGACAAGACCGAGACCGAACGACGAUAUCCACAAAAGGCACAAAAAAAUAAAAACGGAGGAAAGACGAGAGAGCGGAAUUCGACGACCAAGCGUAGAUUCCGACGGCGAGGUUGCGAUCGUCCCCUCACCGAGCAGAUUCAGGGCAGACGAGCCUGGUUACGACAGCGACUGCAGUAUGCUCUCCAUCCCUCUCUUCCCCGACCUCAACCCAGAUGACCUUGACGACCUCCCUCCACUACCCUCAACGCCCCCUCCCACCACAGCACCGAGGCGGAAUUUGACAUGUAACACCCCAGUCAAAGAAGAACAGCCCACGUUUGACCCUACUGAGGCCGCGACCCCCCCUAGUCAGUUCCUGUCACCCGCUGUACCUGGGAGCACGUCGGUUGCUUCGGUGGGAGAGGUCGCAGUGAAGGAGGAAGCGGAAAUGCCCGAGGGUUGCACAGCGGAAUUGGCGACGGUGAAAAUUGAACCACAUGCACUACGGGAUGUGUCGGAAGGAGAGACACGAGUUAGGGAGAGUUUAGGAGUCCAGGAGUCGUCAGCGGAAGUGGCAACAGUUAAAACGGAACCAAGCACUGUAUGGGAUGGGGCGGAAGGAGAGGUCGUAAGGGGGAGAUCAAGUGACGUCCGAAAUCACUUGGAAAUGCGAGUUAAAAGUGAACCAGGUGCAAUACAGGACAGGUUAGGGGUUGUGAGGGGGAGAGCGAGAGACAUUGGCGUGCAAGAUUCACCAAUGGGUACAGCGAUGGUGAAGCAGGAACCGGGAACAGAGGCGGUGAUGGUGGCCUUUGAGGUGAGACGUGGCGUUCCCGAGGCAUCAACAGGAGCAUUACGGGUGAAGGAGGAGCCGCUGGAGUACACAGACAUGGGCAGCAGUGCGUCGUAUGGUGGUGAUUGGGUACCCUCGUCCACCAUCAAAACGGAGCCAUGGGAGUACACAGAGAUAAUCAAGACCGAGACGUUUCUGCAGAGGGAUGGUGGACGCGAUAGGAGGCUACGGCAGCUCAUGGAUGCCACCCUCCGCACCAUGGGGUUAGAGGACGGGGAGGGGAUUCCAACGCUAUGGGACGGCAGUACACCUGAGAGCCUUUAUGAUCACCUGAAGAGUUACCUGGUGGAGUUAGGCUGCGGCGUUUGGGAGGCGCCGAACGAGAGCUUCACGUUCAACUGGGAGGUGAAUUUGCGUCGUUUGGCUGUCGCAUCGCAGGCCUCGCACGACCUCGACCGGUUCACGCGUAACAUCUACCGUCACAUGAAGGAACACCCGACGUAUAAGGCGUUCGUCACCGACCUUAUGAGGAAGGGUCGGGGACGGACGGCGCGGUAAAUGCUGCUUGUUUGGGGUUGCGGUGUUGCGGUUGUUGGCUUACUCGGGGCAGAAGUUACGGGAAAAUUAAGAUAAGGGAAUGCAAGAUCACAGAAAGGAAGUGAAGGAAAAGGAGAAGAAAAUAAUAAGAAAACCGAUACCACAGAAAGAAAGGAUGUGAAGAAAAGGAGAAGAAAGAAAAUAAUUAGCAAACCAAAGACCACAGAAAGAAAGGAAGCAAAAGAAAGAGA
Messenger RNA from Eriocheir sinensis (Chinese mitten crab), 5438 nucleotides. Its product is annotated as zinc finger CCCH domain-containing protein 13-like. The record is from RefSeq and is a predicted model, not a curated record. NCBI's taxonomy places the organism in Eukaryota, Metazoa, Arthropoda, Malacostraca, Decapoda, Varunidae. Bases 775 to 5208 code for a protein of 1477 amino acids. The transcript is spliced from 6 exons.